UGCUGGGGCUGAAGUGGGUUCACACGCACUCUGAGGGAAAUCUGUUGGUUCGGGGUGGACUUUGUACCUCUCUUUGUGCGUGCGUGUAACAAUUAAGUGCAGGAGGGAAAGCCCCGCUGUGUUUUCACAACAUUUAUUGCCCUUUCUAGGAGGAACUUGGCAUUGGAGAGAUGCAGCAUCCCGUGCUGUGUGGGCAAAAUGCUGCUGGUGGGAGCUGCGUGUGUCCCAGACACCCCAGCUUCCCUCCAGCCCGUGGCUCCUGGCAUCCCCAGGGGCUCCCAACCCCUCCAUGACCCUUUCUCCGUGCGCAGACCUCGUUCCUCGUGAGCACUGUGUCCCCCAGCUCUGUUUCUCUGGUGUCCCCACGGCCCCUCCUUGUUCCAGCCAGCUUUUUGCUGGAGCUGGUGUCUUUCAGGGGGGAAACGCUCCCGGCUGGGCCUGUGAGGGCUUUGGGGAGGAGCGGGGAUGUCUCCAGGUGGCAUCCAGGGUGGCACCCUGAGUGACCCCACUGGUGCCCAGUGCCGAGCCACUCUCCUGCCUGUGGCGUGAGCUGGGCAGCCCAACAGGAGCUGGGGUGGCAGCCAAGCAGAUGAGAAAGAGCCCUCAAAAAUCACCCCUGGCAGCACAAGGAUGUCUCCCUGUGACUUGUCCCCUCUUCUCCACGUGGCUUUGCCCUCAUCCCCGGGCUGGUGGCACGGCUGCGUGUCCCUCCCCUGUGCUUGCAGAGGGGGAUCCCCCAAACCCUGCUCCUCUUGGGGGGCCAAGGACGGCGCUGGGAGCCCCCGGGGCGCUCCUGGGGGCAGCGAGGAGCCCCCAGCCCAGCGCACGGGGUGGCCGCAGCUCCAGAACCCCGCGAGCAUCCCCGCUAGCGACACCGGGGACCCCCGGGGGGGGGACACCGCGCACCCCCCUCACCGUGUCCCUUCGGGGGCGAGGCAGAGAGCACGAUCACACCCUUUAUGCAAAUCUUUGCGCGGCGAUUGGCCGGGGCGGGGCCGGGUUCCGCGGCCGGGCUAUAAGAUCGGGGGAACAAUGCGCCCGCGGUCCCGGCUCGGGGGCUGGCGCCGGGGUGGGGGUCCCCCCUCAUCCCUGGGGCUGCCCCUCUCCUGAGCGCCCGGUCUUCUCCCGGCCGCCCCCUUCCCCGCGCCGAGAUGGAGCUGGACUCGUACCAGCACUACUUCUACGAUCACGACGCCCAGGAGGAUUUCCACCGCUCCACGGCGCCCAGCGAGGACAUCUGGAAGAAGUUCGAGCUGGUGCCCACGCCCCCGCUGUCCCCGCUGGGCACCCCCGGGGAGAAGGGGUGCUGCUCGGGGGCGGAGGAGCGCCCGGGAUGGCUCUCCCGGUACUGCCUGGCCGGGGAAGAGCCGGAGUACCUCAUCGGGACGGGGCAGAUCUUCGGCAACCUGAGCGCUUUCAUCCUCAAGGAUUGCAUGUGGAGCGGCUUUUCGGCGCGGGAGAGGCUGGAGAAGGCGAUGACAGAGAAACUUUCCACGGGCACGCAGAGAGCCACCCCGCACAAGCCAUCCUUCGCGCAGGAUUUUGGCUUCAGCAGCUCCGUCAGCGAGUGCGUGGAUCCCGCCGCCGUCUUCCUUUGCCCGCUGGCCGAGAGCAAGAUCCCCGCAUCCUCGGGGUCCGAGGGCCAGAGCGAUUCCGAAGGUGAAGAGAUCGACGUGGUGACAGUGGACAAGAGACAGUCUCUCAGCCUGAGGAAGCCGGUCACCAUCACGCUCCGUGCCGACCCCCUGGACCCCUGCAUGAAACGUUUCCACAUCUCUGUCCACCAGCAGCAGCACAACUACGCCGCCCGCUCGCCGCCGGACUCCUGCCCCCCGCCCGAGUCACCCCAGCAGGACCGGGAGGAGGACGAGCCCCCCGGCGCCGUGGAGCCAACCCCGGCCGUGCCCCUGCCCGAGCCUGGCUUGCCAAAACCCAGCAGCAGCCCCGGCUCGGACAGCGAGGACGUGGCCAAGAGGAAAAACCACAAUUACCUGGAGCGCAAGCGGCGCAACGACCUGCGCUCGCGCUUCCUGGCCCUGAGGGACCAGGUGCCCGGGCUCGCCAGCUGCCCCAAGACCCCCAAAGUGGUGAUCCUGAGCAAAUCCUCGGAGUACCUGCAGUCCCUGAUCAGCGCCGAGAGGAGGAUGGCGGCCGAGAAGCGGCAGCUGCAGCUGCGCCAGACCCAGCUGCUCAAACGGAUUGCUCACCUGAAGGGGCACUAGCACCCGGUGCCCCCCGCCCUGCUCCCCACCGACCCCCAGCUCCUUCUCAAUUUGCACAUUUUUUUUAAUUUUUUGGUUGCUCGUGGAACUGCUGGCCCCGGGGACUGGAGCACGUGGCAGUGGGGAUGGGUGCACAGCAGAGACCCCAACAGCCUCACCUGCCUGGGGUUGGCACUGGGUGUGCCAAGAUUCCCCUUGUCCCUGCUGUGAAGCUUCCUCAGUGACUGCUCCAGUUCAAGAGCUCACAUUUAUUCCCCCUCCCUGCCAUUUGCCACCGACGGCAUCCCCGGGAGCCACCCCUGGGCAUCCACCUAAAAACCCCAAGCAACCACGUCUGCCUUGGCUCCUGGAAGCAGGCAGGCUCCGAGCCCAGCACGGGGCUCGCCUCUGGAGAGAUCCCCUGGAGGGGGUGGUGGCAGGAUGUGCCUCUCCCCGGGAUGGACAGCACGCCGUGGGCAGUCCCCUUGCUCGGCUGGACCGUACCUCACUCCCUCGUGUCACUUCACGCAGUAGCUGGUCCUGGAUUUUAUGUUCUAGAAACUGCUGCUGUAACUGCGAGUCUUAUACUGGAGGCUGUGUUUUUAUACUGUAUUUUUGUACCACUUUUUGAGAAGUAUUGCUAAAGAGUUUGCUUUUUUAUAUAUAUAUAAAUAUAUUAAAACUUUUUUUUUUUUUAAAGGGGGAUUUCCUGCUGUGGGGGAGGGCUCAGUCCUGCUGCACUUUAGGGAGAUCAGGAAGGGGCUGGUUCCUGCUGGACCCUUGAGCUGAGUCCUCGCAGAGGCCAUUCACCCCCUUGCAGCUCUCCAAACCACCCGUUUGCAAUAACAGGGAAUUUUAUCCCUUUCCCAUCCUCGUGAGCAUCCUUGUGACCCCUUUUCCCACCCUUGUGAGUUCUCCUUCACCAGCAGCCACUUAAAAUCCCCAGCGAAGCUUUGGGCUUUGCAGAGGGCUGCUCUGCCUUCCCUGUCUGUGCCCUCCUGCUGCCCAGUCUGGGGGGGGCAGAGUCCCCUGUCCCCUCCCAGGGGUGCUGGCAGGGGUGGUCCCACAGGACGGCACCCUGGGGUCCCUGCUGACCUGCUGAGAACUGUUAGAAUUAACACUGUGUGGAUUUAGCACUUUCUUCAUUACCUCAUACUUCAUAAAUAAAUAAGUUUG
Messenger RNA from Motacilla alba alba, 3377 nucleotides. It is a transcript of the gene MYCL, whose product is annotated as MYCL proto-oncogene, bHLH transcription factor. The coding region runs from base 1152 to 2222 and encodes 356 amino acids. The record is from RefSeq and is a predicted model, not a curated record. NCBI's taxonomy places the organism in Eukaryota, Metazoa, Chordata, Aves, Passeriformes, Motacillidae. Gene Ontology annotation, molecular function: DNA-binding transcription factor activity, RNA polymerase II-specific; RNA polymerase II cis-regulatory region sequence-specific DNA binding; protein dimerization activity. The transcript is spliced from 2 exons. Gene Ontology annotation, biological process: regulation of transcription by RNA polymerase II.